GCUAGGAGUCCUUGUUCAUGGUGCAACAAUAAACAAUAAACCUGAGAAUGGAAGCUGGUCCGUGGUCCAGCGAUCUAGCUCGUUCUCCGCAGCAUCAGGCGCUCAUGCGGACAGCCUCAUGAGAACAUUGACCACGAUUUUCAGCGUUGAACCAUCGCUUUCCACUCGGCAAAGUGUGUCAAUCAUGGAAGCUGUCUGACUGGAACUUCUCCGGCGUGAUGCCUCUUUGAAUGGCUGUGUUCUCUCACGGUAUGAUUGGAUGCAAUGCCUUCGGUGAUGUUAUCUACCCCCCUUUGCGAGCUUCCUGUGGUCUGAACAUUGUAUUGCUCCAAACAAGGAUUGACGGGACGGAUUGCAGCAUUCAAAAUGGCGAGUCUGAACCUGAAUGCAUGACGCUUCGACAUUGCUCCAUCAUACCCACAAAGCCAUGGCAUCAUCAGAUUCCCUAUCAUUGCUUGCAGGUCCGCAGUUGCUGGCCUUCGUUUUCAACUGGGGCUUACUCGGCAUCCUCAACACUCAAGUCUACGUGUACUAUUGUAAUUUUCCAGCAGACCGUAUAUACCUGAGGUGCCUAGUAUACGGCAUUUUGACCUUCGAAUGGGUCCAGACCGGCUUGGUCACUGCGCAAAUGUUUGAUGUUUACCUCUACAACUAUGCAAUCGGGCCGCCAUCAUCUCCACCAAAUGGAUUUGCGGCAACGGUGCAAUUGUUCUUUGCAUGGCGUAUAUUCGCGCUGGCCAAACCGAGCAAGCUUCAUCGUGCAGCCUUGCGCAAGGCAAUGUACGCAUUAGUGUUGGCAAUUGUGAUUCUAUCAGUCGGUCAGGCAAUUUCUGGGGUCACUGGCGGUAUCUUGGCGCGUGUGUCACCUUCUGCUCGCGAUAUGGAUAAUGCAGUAACGCCUCUAAUGCUCUGGCUUGCGUUGAGCGCAGUCGAUGAUGUCCUCAUCGCGACUACAAUGUGUAUAUUGCUGCUCAAGAGCAGAACAGGGUUUGCCUCGACAGAUGCUUUAAUCCAUCGCAUCAUGAAACUCACCGUGGAGACGAAUGCCGCCACCGGCAAGCAUUCAAUAUGUAUAGAUGCGAUAUCACGCUUACAAAUAACGUCUGCAGCAUUCUUUGCCGUCAUCCUAGCCAUAAUAGCGGGCAUUCCUCCAACGGACACAACGCUUAUUUAUCAAUUUCCGAGCAUCGUGCUUCCCAAAGUAUACGCCAACUCCUUCCUUGCGAACAUCAACAGUCGAGCGUCCUUGAGACAGCAGAACGCUAUCGGAGCUUCACUGCAAGUACCUCACAUUGCCACGUCCCCGGAAACAACGGUAUUAGAUACCGUCGCAGACAUUGAGGCGUCAAGAGAAAACAGCAGAGAAACUGCGUAUAACAAGGAUCGCGAUUUGAACGAGACGAUGGUAGAGCUCAACCCUGUUGGGUCUUCCAUCCAGCAAUCGAAAGUCAGUCGUAACAGUCUCGACUGAUUCGUAGCCGUGCCGUGAAAGAGGACGGGGUCUACCUUGUUUAUUCCUGAGCGAUAUGAUAGUAAGACAGGAAAUACUCAUUGCGAGCUCGAUACGAGACACACUUGUCACUUGCAUUUAUGACUCAUGAUAUGCACGUUGUGCAAUGAAGUCGGAAUCUACCUUCUUUGUUCCUGAGCGCUAUGAUAGGACCGGAAAUAUUUAUUGCGAGCUGGAUACGAGACACUCCUGUCAAUUGUAUUUGUGAUUCACGAUAUGCACCCACGAUAUGCACUUUGUACAAUAGGCCUGCAGUGAAC
Molecule: messenger RNA, 1770 nt
Organism: Laetiporus sulphureus 93-53
Lineage: Eukaryota; Fungi; Basidiomycota; Agaricomycetes; Polyporales; Laetiporaceae
Exons: 15
Coding region: 386-1471 (361 amino acids)
Source: RefSeq, a predicted model, not a curated record